Diabrotica virgifera virgifera (western corn rootworm) is the source of this 1457-nucleotide messenger RNA. RefSeq lists its product as uncharacterized. Lineage: Eukaryota; Metazoa; Arthropoda; Insecta; Coleoptera; Chrysomelidae. Bases 105 to 1409 code for a protein of 434 amino acids. The transcript is spliced from 2 exons. The record is from RefSeq and is a predicted model, not a curated record.
AGGUAGUGUAAUAGAUACCUAGAAUUAUAAAUAUACCUGCAAUGUACAAUUAUUCAGUCUUCCAAGUUUAUACCUAUGUCGUAUUAGUGUAUUUUUAGUGAAAAAUGGAAGACGAACGAAUAAAAGACCUAAACAAUUUAUUGAAGCCAGUUCUUGGAGAAAAUGUUGAAAUAGUGGACAAGACAAUAACGAAUCUCACUCAACCAGGUGAGAAUUACUGGAGCGAUAUGCUCAGAUUGCAAGUAACAACCAAGAAUAAGGACACCAAUGCUACUAACACCGAACAUUUUGUCGCCAAAUGUGUCAUAAUCGACGAAAAGAUGCCAAAGGAAUUAACUGCCGCAGGUGCUCACAUGUUUAAACCAGAAAUUGCCUUUUACAAUGAAAUAAUACCAGCAAUGCAGAAGUUUGCGAAAGAACAUGGUCUGAAGGAAGUCGAUUUUUUUCCAAAAUUGAUUGCUGCUAGAUAUAAUCUUGACGGUAAAGAACAUCCUGAUGAGAAUGCAGUUUUGCUUUUGGAAAAUCUUCAAGUGGCAGGAUACAGUAAUGAAGACAGACACAAGGGAUUCGACUUUGACGGUGCUAAAUUACUGCUGACUGACCUGGCUACUUUCCACGCAAUUCCUUUAGCAAUGAAACUGAAAGACCCUGAUCUGUUCAAAAGGGUAAUUCUCGACAACUGCCCAGGCCCACCUGCCUUUGUGGAGAAACCCAAAGACAAAGGGCCUGGCCCUGGACCUGGACAUGGGCCUGGAGAUGGGCCUGAUCAUGGGCCUGGAGAUGGGCCUGGAAUACCACGAACUCUGCUGAAACAAAUAUUAAAAGUAGAUAAUUUUUGCCGAAGGUAUAUAGAUAAGUUGGAUGCUAUAAUGGAUGCUGAAGAGGAAAAAUUUAAAAAAGGAGAACAUUUGUUCGGCAAGCCCGAUCCUAAUAAAUCGGUAUUUUCUGGAUUCAUACAUAAAGAUAUGUGGUUAAAUAAUACAAUGCAAAAGAAAAAUGAAGAUGGAAAGAUGAUAAAAAAUAAAUUCGUUGACUUUCAAAUGUACUCUGUACAAGACAUCACAUUAGAUCUAUUCUUCUUUCUUAUUACUAGUGUGGAAGUAGUGGUUUUAGAAGAACAUUUCGAUUAUCUUCUAAUGCUGUACCAUGAACAUUUCAUUAAAACUUUAGAAGCCUUCAAAUGUGACGUGACUCCAUUUAAAUAUAUCGAUUUUAUAAACAAUCUAAAGCAGAACGCUCUUCUAGAAUUUCAGCAUAUACUUAUAAUGACCACUAUAAUAUUUAACAAAAAAGGAGAAAAGACUGACUUUGAGCAACUCAAAAAUUUAACAAUAAAUUCCAUACAUCCUAUUGCUCGACGAAAAUUUGUAUUUUUAUUCAAAACCUUGGUCCAAAAAGAGUGGAUUUAAUUAGAUAGUUAUUUUUAUUUAUUGUUUAAUAAAUAUUUUUAUACUGUA